This is a messenger RNA of Podarcis raffonei (Aeolian wall lizard), 5166 nucleotides long. RefSeq names its product molybdenum cofactor sulfurase (gene MOCOS). NCBI's taxonomy places the organism in Eukaryota, Metazoa, Chordata, Lepidosauria, Squamata, Lacertidae. Gene Ontology annotation, molecular function: pyridoxal phosphate binding; molybdenum ion binding; molybdenum cofactor sulfurtransferase activity. The transcript is spliced from 15 exons. Bases 11 to 2611 code for a protein of 866 amino acids. The record is from RefSeq and is a predicted model, not a curated record. Gene Ontology annotation, biological process: Mo-molybdopterin cofactor biosynthetic process.
CCCGCCCGCCAUGGCUCUGGAGCGCUGGGCAGAGGCGCUGUCCUUCGGCGCCUUCCAAAGGGGGCUGCCCCGGGGAGCUGCCUACGGCUACGGCGGGGAGAGCCCCGAGGGGCUGCGCCGGAGGGAGCUGGCCCGCCUGGGAGGAAUUACGUACCUUGACCACGCAGGCACAGCACUCUUCCCACAGAGUUUACUAAAAGCCUUCACUGAUGACCUCAAUGAAAAUGUUUACGGGAACCCUCACAGCCAGAAUAUCAGCAGCAAAUUGACAAGUGAUACAAUUGAACAUGUCCGAUACAGGAUAUUGCAGCACUUCAAUACAUCUGUAGAAGACUACACAGUCAUCUUCACUUCAGGCAGUACAGCGGCACUCAAACUUGUUGCAGAGGCCUUCCCUUGGGUUCCUGAAACAGCAGAGGAUCCUGGCAGCCGCUUUUGCUACCUCACUGAUAACCACACCUCUGUGGUGGGCAUGAGAGCAAUCGCUGAUGCAAUGAAUGUAUUGUCAGUUCCAGUGAAACCAAAGGAUCUACUGUCGGGGACAGAUGACUUGGUGGCUGGAGGGAACAGCUGCAAAACACCUCACUUGUUCUGCUAUCCUGCUCAGAGCAAUUUUUCAGGGACUAGAUAUCCUCUUGCAUGGAUAGAACAGAUAAAAUCUGGGCAGCUCCGCCCCAUCGAGGUCCAAGGGAAGUGGAGUGUGCUCUUGGAUGCGGCAUCUUAUGUCAGCACUUCUCCGUUAGACUUAAGCCUUCAUCAAGCAGACUUUGUGCCUCUGUCCUUCUAUAAGAUGUUUGGCUUCCCCACUGGUCUAGGCGCACUGCUGGUAAAGAAUGAAGCUGCUGCUUGCCUGAGGAAAGUCUAUUUUGGAGGGGGAACUGCAGCUGCCUACCUUGCAGGAGAGGAUUUCUAUUUACCGAAAAAAUCAGUGGCUGAGAGGUUUGAGGAUGGGACUGUUUCUUUCCUUGAUAUUAUUGCACUAAAGCAUGGAUUUGAUGCCUUGGAAAGACUUACAGGUGGAAUGAAGAACAUAGAACAACAUUCAUUUGCCUUAGCUCACUACACCUAUAGAAUCCUCUCUACGUUAACAUAUCCUAACGGGGCACCUGCUGUGCAUCUUUACAGUGAUACAGACUUCAGCAGCCCUGAGGUCCAGGGUCCAAUCAUUAAUUUUAAUGUAUUGGAUGAAAAUGGAGAUAUAGUUGGUUAUUCACAGGUAGACAAGUUGGCUGGGCUGUACAACAUACACAUUCGCACAGGCUGUUUCUGUAAUACUGGAGCUUGUCAGCAGCAUUUGGGGAUCAGCAAUAAUGACAUCAAAAAGAACCUGCAGGCUGGGCAUGUCUGUGGUGAUGACAUAGAUGUAGUUGAUGGACGUCCCACUGGGUCUGUGAGAAUCUCAUUUGGCUAUAUGUCUACAUUUGAAGAUGCGCAAGCCUUUCUAAAGUUCAUUAUAACCACCAGACUCAUUGGCUGCAACAUGGUUAAUAUUCCAUCUCCAAGACAGACUAUUUCAGAACUGGUAGCGUCUCCCAGGGAGAAUGGUCACACCUGUGAUAACAACAGUGCAAAUAAGCUGCCUCCGAACAAGAGCACUGGGGACUCUGGACUUAGUACCUCUUCCACUUCAGUGAACAUGCCGGUCAAUCUACAGCCAGCCAAGAGACAUUCAGAAAGAGACAUGACUGAGGUUUUUGGGAACCCAGCAGAAGACAUGCCAAGUGGUAGAAGGCCAGUCACUGUCACCAACAUUUAUCUCUACCCAAUCAAAUCAUGUGCUGCAUUUGAGGUGAUGCGGUGGCCCAUCGGAAAUAAAGGUUUGCUGUACGAUCGUAGCUUCAUGGUUGCCAAUCACAAUGGCGUUUGCAUCACUCAAAAGCAGGAACCAAGACUGUGCCUUGUGCAGCCCUUUAUUGACCUGGAGCAAAAUGUGAUGAUCAUCAGAGCAGAAGGGAUGGAUCCCAUUUCUGUAUCCUUGGAAGAAGACAGUGAAAAUCUGACUCUGACCUGCCAGAGUAAAGUCUGCUCACACAGAGUGCAGACACACGAUUGUGGAGGACGAGCGGCUGAUUGGUUUUCUGCCUUUCUUGGCCGGCAGUGCCGCCUGAUCAGGCAGAGUUCAGACUUCAAAAGAAAUGCUAAUAAGAAAGAUGAAAAAGGAGAGACCUCUGCUACAAGGGCCUCCCUCUCUCUAGUAAAUGAAGCACAAUACCUCCUGAUCAACAGAACAAGUAUUUUGCAGCUGAGAGAUAAAGUUGUGGAAAGACUAGGUGAAUCACUUCCCCCGCAGGAACUCGUCCACCGCUUCCGUGCCAACAUUGUAGUCAGCACAGAUGAGCCGUUCGAAGAAGACCUGUGGGAGGAGAUUGCAGUGGGUCCCCUGCGUUUCAAGGUUAUCGGGCCAUGCCACAGAUGUCUGGUUAUCUGCAUUGAUCAAAAAACUGGAGAACGGAACAAGGAAUUUCUUCAGACUCUGGCUGCCACUAAAGACAAAAAAACUAAGUUUGGAAUAUACCUGAUGAAUCAUCCUGAGAUGCAGGUCUCCCAUCCAGAUACAUUGUCAGUGGGAUCGCCAGUGUUUGCAGCGGUAAAGAACAUUAUCGCAUGUUGACCAUCGGCUGAAGAGCAAACAGGUGGAGGAUUCCUCAGCUAAACCAGCGUAUGGGAAGGUUUUGCAGAUUAUUCAUAUGUGUUCUCAACAGCAAUAUGAUCUUCUCCAAUAUUAUGAGUAAAAGGUCAAUCACCUUUAAACAUUCAGAAAUGACAUGUCACAGCUAAUCAGGUGGAUCAAUUUUUGCAACUCUAUAUCAUUUGAUCAUUUGAUUUCUUUUUUCCAUUCAGGUUCACGAGAGACUUGUUGCAGGGCACUGAUGCUGACUAGGAAAUUUAAUGUCCUCAAAAUGCCACUUCACAAGUUAGACUGAUAGUUAAUAACCUCAAAUAGUCAGCUGAUUUAAAUUAAGUAUGGUGUGUGUGUGUGCAGUGUGUGUGGGGGAGAAGAAAUAGUGCUUUAGAUAAGAAACAGAGAUGGCUGGCUGGAAGUGAAGCACCUUGGGAUUCAAAGGCUUUAACAUGGAUAGCAAAUUUGCUGCCUUGCUGCAGUGCCUGCUGUUAGCUUCCACUGAUGCAAGUAGCACCUGCAACAAAGGACUCAUCCAGACUUCUGCUUUUUUGCCAAUUAUUUUUAUUAAUUUCCCAUAAUCUUUAACAAAUUGCCACCAAAUUAAUACAAGUUUAAAAGCUGAUUUCCCACCCUCCUCCAAAUGUCCCCUCUAUUUUCCUCCCUUCUUUGCUGCUCCCAAUAAAAUAACUUUUACAGCUCUCUUUUCAAAGUACACUCAUCCCUUCUCCCUACACAUCGCCUGUUCAAUUACCAAUUUCUGCUAUGGCUUUUAUACAUUGUUAUAACCUGUCCUGAAAAUAGUCGAAUAGAGUAAAUCCUCUUUUAUCUAUCUAUAAUAGUCAUUAAUCAGUUUUGAAACAUUUCCCUCUGAUGCCUCUUGAGUAGCACUUUGCCUGAGAAAAACAGGUCCUGCUUCUUCCCAGACAACACACACACAGUCCUCCCUAACAUGGCCUUGAACAUUGCUGUCUCACAUCUGGCCCCAGUAAUAAACAGUGUGAAAAUGAACCCCCUAGAAUUUUUUUGUAUAAAUAUAUAAUAUACAUUCCCCCUCUCACACUGCCAAUCUCCCAGCAUCCCCCAUACCUUGCAUUUCUCCAAUUUUAAUCCUCAAUUUUACAUACAACCAGCUCAUAAUUAAUUAAUUAAUUAAUUAAUUAACAUAAUCCGAAUCUCUUCUUAUUUCCAACUUCAAGCUUUGGGGCUGAUGUAAUCCCGCUUUCUUUUUUUACCCACCUUUUGGUUGCUCACCAGCAGCUGGGCUUUAGCACCAAAUAUAAGCCUGAAUGGAAGGGAAAUUGGCCUGGUUUGUGACCAUCUAAAAAGGCAUGUGUUAAUUAUGAGGAGGUGCCAUGAGUUUAUCCAGAAUAGAUCAUUCCAAACCAACCUUAUCUCCUUUUUUGAUACCGUUACUACUUUGGUCCUGUGCCAUUUCUUUCCUAUCUCUGUCUUUCUUCACCUUCAUGCACGCACUGGCCUGGUUUGCUCUUCUUGCUCAUGGCAAGGCUUCACCACCACAAACAUAAAAGAGUACAAGAUUGUGUCUUUGCAGCCCAAGCCUACAGUCUCUGCAAUCCAGUGCUUGCUAGUUCCACUACAUUCAGUGAGGCUUGCUCCCUGCUUAGUUUGCAUAGGAGUGCAGCCUGCAUAGCAGUGUAGAAAGUUAAUUACCUAAUUUGUGGACUGGCACCAGAUUUCCCCUUUUUGUGCAUAAAGAUUGGUGGUGACACUUCACUUGAGUGGCACAUUUGACCAGGGCCAGCCCACCCAUGAGGCAAAGUGAGCCAAGCACCACAGGCAUCAAGAUCACACUCACACACCCACCAUGAUUUCUGAAGUAGAUCUUCACUGAGCCCUUCUUCACUGGUGGGGAAGCCGUUUUGUGGUUCACCUCAGGUGCCAAAAUGUCUUGGGCCAGCCCAGAAUCUGACCCAAUGGUACAGUGAAAUGGAAUGGAGAGAUUUACAUGGCUACAGCCUAGAUGGAAUGCUGAAAAAAUGCCAAGUGGUAAAUUGAGCCACAUUUUUUAUUCAAGUGAAUAACUGUAUUUGUGCACUGUCUACUUAAACAAAAUAAUUUUGCUGUACGUGAAUCCUGACAAUAAAUGCUUUGCAGAUAUUAUCCAAAUAUUUUUGAAGCUAAAUUAUUUGUCUGAUAUUUGAGAUCUAUAUUUGAUAUCAUGGGAUACUUGAUUCCAAUAUUUUAUAUUUAAUAAUAUUUAAUAAUAUUUGAUAUGACAUAUGAUAUAUUAGUAUCUGAAAGCAUUUUAUGGAAGACAUGAAAUAGACAUGAAAUAGGACUCUUAUUUUUUGUAAUACCAGCCAAAACAAUCAAGAGAAUGUAAACAAAUCCAAAGAACUCAAUUUGGAGGGGAAAUGUCUCUCAGGACAAACUAUUCUGUGUUAGAAUUUGCAUUCAUCUUUCUGAAAAGCAGGUUGAAAAUAUUUGCCAAAUUUCAAAUAUUAGAAAAUAUUUGUUUCAGCUAAAAUAUAUUAUUUGUUUUUCUAUGAGCUCAUUUAAUUAAAGUGACAUCUCUUACACUU